GCCUCAACAAAUUAAACCCCAAAACCCCUCUCUCUAUCUUUAAUCCACUGAAAUUGAUGAGAAUUACCCAAACCUCCAUUUUGGUGAGAUCUGCAGUUAACUUUGUUAAACCCUAACCUUAACUUUCCCUUUUCCCCUUCUGAGCUCCAAAAUGGAAGCCUUUCAUUCCCCCUUUCCAUAUGGGUUUCCCACCAUCUGUGGGACCACAAACCCAUCAUCAUCCCCAAUUGCCACUCCUUGGAUGGACACUAGAAUUUGGAGUAGACUCCCUCAGAGGCUAAUUGAUAGGGUAAUUGCUUGUCUCCCCCCACCUGCUUUUUUCCGGGCUAGAUUAGUCUGCAAAAGAUGGUAUGCCCUUCUCUUCUCCACCACUUUUCUUCAACUUUAUCUCCAAAUUCCCCACCAUUGCCAUUGGUUCAUUUUUUUCAAGCACAAAACCUUGAAAACCUACAUUUAUAGAAAUGGGUCCGAUAGGGCUAUCCAUGAAGGUUUCCUCUUUGAUCCCUACAAUCUCAAAUGGUACCGCCUUUCAUUCCCUUUGAUUCCGGCGGGGUUUUUUCCGGCCAAUUCCUCCGGUGGGUUAAUUAGUUGGGUUUCUGAGGAGGCUGGGUCAAAGAACGUUAUUUUAUCAAAUCCCCUUGUUGGGUCUUUGAUUCCUAUCCCCCCAACUUUGAGGCCUAGGCUUUUCCCUUCAAUUGGGUUGAACAUCGCGAACUCUUCGAUUGACCUUGUGGUGGCCGGCGAUGACUUGACGUCUCCCUAUGCCGUCAAGAAUCUAACGACGGAGAGCUUCCAUGUGGACGCAAAUGGGUUUUACUCCAUCUGGGGCACCACCUCUUCUCUUCCAAGACUCUGCAGCUUUGAAUCAGGUAAGAUGGUGUUCGCGGAGGGGAGAUUCUACUGCAUGAACUCCAGCCCCUUCAGCGUCCUCUCUUACCACGUCUCCUCCAACACCUGGUCGAAAAUCCAAGCUCCCAUGCGGCGUUUCCUGCGCUCCCCGGGCCUGGUGGAGAGCGGGGGCCGGCUGCUGAUGGUGGGCGCGGUGGAGAAGAGCAAGCUGAAUGUCCCCAGAAGCCUCAGGCUGUGGGCACUGCAGGACUGUGGGAGCCUGUGGGUGGAGAUUGAGAGGAUGCCCCAAGAGCUAUAUGUGCAGUUUUCUGAGGUGGAGAAAGGGGAGGGUUUUAGCUGUGUUGGGCAUGGGGAAUUUGUGGUUAUACUUGUCAAGAACUCAGAUAAGGCUAUGGUGUUUGAUUUCUAUAGCAAGAGGUGGGUGUGGGUCCCUCCUUGCCCCUUUGUCCAUCAAGAUUCUUCUUCUUGUUCAUCAUCAUCCCCCCAUGGUGGAGGGGAGUUGCAAGGGUUUGCAUAUGAGCCCAGAUUGGCUACCCCAGUGGCUGCACUUCUUGAUCAGUUGGCACUUCCCUUUCAGUCUUUCAGUGGUUAAUU
This is a messenger RNA of Ipomoea triloba (trilobed morning glory), 1443 nucleotides long. RefSeq names its product protein UNUSUAL FLORAL ORGANS-like. The record is from RefSeq and is a predicted model, not a curated record. Lineage: Eukaryota; Viridiplantae; Streptophyta; Magnoliopsida; Solanales; Convolvulaceae. The transcript has 2 exons. Gene Ontology annotation, molecular function: protein binding. Bases 152 to 1441 code for a protein of 429 amino acids.